AUGGCAACGCCAUUCAGCGCGCUUGUGGAGUUCCACGGCUCUCGCGUUCUCCUCGACUGCCCAUUAAACCCACUGCACAGCUUGCUGCAUCCCCCCACCCCACCCGCGUGGUUAUCCCAUUCGCGAGAUUCACCUAGAAAGCUCGACCGUUCGGCCGAGCGAGAGAAUUCCACGGAGCCUCGGCCCGUCGACAAAAGCGCCGACUCUCGCUGCCGCUCUCCGCGCGCCUCGCAGCAUUCGCCACGCGUGCCCGCCGACUCCGCUCGCCUCGAUGCGCCUCGCGUCGCUCGCUGCUCGCCACUCCCGCAUGCUAAUUCCCUCGCUCCGAUCGCCGCACCUGCUGCUGCUGCUGCCGCCGCAGCUGGAGCCUUCCAUGACGCUACGACGGACCCCCCUGCAGCACUUGCUCUGGACCAGCCCGAACCUGCAGGUUUGGACCGAACCAUAUACCCAACAGUCGCACCUCGCGACCAUCCCGGAGCAGCCGGCUCGGGCUCUUUCCUCCCGCCGGCCCUGGCGUUGCUGCGUCGGCAUGGCUGCCGAGCCUCGAGGUCUGGUCUGGCGCACAGGCGCGAGGUUCGGUGGAGACGAAGGGUGUGCAUGUGCUUGGCUGACCAGCAGACGGGCGGAGGCGGACAAAGGGGGGAUGAGGAGGGGCGAGGCGAGGGGGCGGAGGGGGAGGAGGGGGAAAAGCGGAGAGAGGGUGGGAGCGUUGGCGGCGCAGAGGCGGAGGCGAGGGGAGGCAGAGCAGAUUCAGUGUGUGGUGGGGCGAUGAGAGGGCCACGCAGCCGUGUAGAUGGCCAUGGGGGCGGCAAUGGGGGCGGCAAUGGGGGCGGCAAUGGGGGCGGCAAUGGGGGCGGCAAUGAGGGCGGCAAUGGGGGCGGCAAUGGGGGCGGCAAUGGGAGCGGCAGUGGGGGCGGCAAUGGGGGCGGCAGUGGGGGCAGCAGUGGGGGCGGCAGUGGGGGCGGCAAUGGGGGCGGCAGUGGGGGCGGCAAUGGGGGCGGCAGUGGGGGCGGCAAUGGGGGCGGCAAUGGGGGCGGCAGUGGGGGCGGCAAUGGGGGCGGCAAUGGGGUGGAUGCGAUGGGCGAGGGCAGGAAGAGGAGAGGUGAUGGCGAUGGUGUGGAGAGCGGUGGGAAGAGGCAGAGAGGGGAUGGGAACGAGGAAAAAUGCGGUGCACCAUUCACUCCUACGCAUGACCGUGCCAUCAGCAUCAACCACAGCUAUGCCCCUCCCCACACCCACACCCACUCCCACGCCCGAGCAUCCUCCUCGCCAUGCCCUGCUGUGCGCAUCUCCCUCCCCCUACCCUCCUCCAUGCCAACCCCCCAUCGCACUCUCGCCUUGCCAUUCGCGCUCACUGCCACGUCAGCAGCAUCUGACGUGGACGCCAUCCUGAUCUCGAGCCCCGAGGGCCUUCUGGGCCUGCCUGUGCUGCUGCGCCAUCACCGCCUGCACCACACCCACCGCCCUCCCCCCAAGGUGUGCUAG
Closterium sp. Yama58-4 is the source of this 1488-nucleotide messenger RNA. Lineage: Eukaryota; Viridiplantae; Streptophyta; Zygnematophyceae; Desmidiales; Closteriaceae. The record is from the annotation of a GenBank genome assembly.